GUCAUCCCGGUACAAUAAAAAACAGAUGGCUGCAGUUACAGGCGAGCCACUGGACUCUCUGAUGAGUAAAGUAAGCGAUCUUUCAAAAGGCAAAGUGCGUAAGAAUAUUAAAGGUGACCCUGAUGAGCUGGGAAAGCAGGAUGACAGCGAACUGGAGUUUCUGGAGAAGGAGCAUAGCGGCAUCCUGAAAUCUUCUAGAAAUGUUUGUGAGCUGCUGGAAAAGGUCCGAGAAGAGACCGAUGCUUUGGAGGAACAGGUUCUGACUGUCUGCAGCUCUGUGCCUCCUAAGGUUUCAGCAGCUCUUUCUGCUGCAGUGGAGGUCAGAUGUUCUCUGGAUGGCCUCCUGCAGAGAGAACAACUUAUCUCCAACAAGCUGGAGCAGCACCUACAGGGGACCAGUCAGUGGAUGGAUGAACUUGGCCGGAAAUGUAACCAUGUGGACUUUAUAGAAAGAUCCAUGAAGUACCUGAAGUGCCUUUACCACAUAGAAGAACUUAGUGCUGCAGUCCAGCAGUCUCUGAUGAUCGACAGUGUAUGGGACGCCAUAAAGGGAGUAGAGAGCAUGGCAGCCCUGGACUGUGGGCUGAACCAAUCAGAAUGCUCCCAUCUUUGUGACUUUCUCAGAAAAACUCUUUGUUUCUGGCACAACAUCAUCAAGGAUCAACUGACCAGUAAAUUUGAGAAAGUAUUGACUCAGCUUCAUUGGCCAAUCAUCACACCUAACCAGGCAGUGACCUCCCCUGCUAACUAUCAGGAUCUCAGCAGCCAGUUGGAGGGGCUCUUGCUACAGCUGCUUGCACUGCAGACCUCUGAUGACCUCAUAUCUCAGAGAGCUUCAGCCUCCACCCAAGGACCGCCCUCCGUGUCUUCAUUCAACCUUUUCUCACCAGCACCUCCCCUCUCUUUACCCAUUCAGAUCAUGUUGCAGCCACUCACCAAGAGGUUCAGAUACCAUUUCUAUGGAAAUCGGCAAACCAACUCCAUACACAAGCCAGAGUGGUACCUCACACAAGUUCUGAAAUGGAUGGAGAACAGUUCAACCUUCAUGGAGGAAAGGAUUCAGCCCAUCUUUGACCAAGCUGGACAAACUAUAAGUGCAAAGGUAGAGCUGUGUCGAGGUCUGGUAUGUGUAGUCCAGGAGAAGGUAGCCAGUGAUGCUUCUCGAAUGCUGUAUGAUGAUGGGCUCUUCUGCCACCUGGUGGAAGAGGUGCUCCAGUUUGAAAAGGACCUGAGAAGCCAUCAUUCCUACCCUGCAACACUGCCUGGUCUACUCCACAUCCUGCUGGAGGAUGCAUUCCUUCAGAAGUGGCUUGCUGUGGAAAGGAAGAUGGCUGUAGAGAAGAUGGAUGCUAUGCUGUCUGCUGAGGGAGCGUGGACAUCUCAGUAUAAAGAUAUCAGUGAUAUGGAUGAGCUGAAGGCGCCUGAGUGUGCAGAGACAUUCAUGACUCUAUUACAGGUUAUCACAGAACGCUACCGGGCCUUGCCCAGUCCUUCAGCACAGCUCAGGUUUUUUGGGCUGCAGAAGGAGUUGGUCGAUGACUUCCGCAUACGACUAACUCAGGUGAUGAAGGAAGAGUCCCGCUGCCCACUGGGGACUCGUUAUUGUGCCAUCCUUAAUGCAGUUAACUACAUUUCAACCAUUCUAAGAGACUGGGGUGACAAUGUGUUUUUCCUCCAGCUGCAGCAGGCUAUGGUUUCGCUGGGUGACCAAGAGGUACUGAGCAGCCUUGAAAUGACAGAGGUUGGUCGCCUAGCUUCCCUGGAGGGAUCUCUGUUUGAUGGUCUAUUGUCACUGCUGGAUCGAUUAAAAGGAGACAUGUUGGGAAGACUCCUACACUUUCUUAUGAGAGACACUGCUGAAAAAGCCCAACCAUACUGUCAGGAGAGAUGGUUAUCCAUUCCACCUCCACAAGACCACUCUGCCAUGUCCCUGUCCAGUUCAGCAUGUCCCAUGAUGCUGUGUGUGAGGGACAGAUUGCUGAACCUUCAUCAGGUCUUGAGUGUUUCGCUGUUCCAACUUGCUUGGCAGGGCUUGGCAGAAAAACUGGACAACUUUAUCUACCAAGAGGUUAUUUUGACUAAUCACUUCAGUGAUGGUGGAGCAGCUCAGCUUCAGUUUGACAUGACCAGGAACUUGUUUCCUUUGUUCGGCCAUUACUGCAGAAGACCUGAGAACUUCUUUAAGCAUGUGAAGGAGGCAUGUAUCAUUUUGUGCUUAAAGGUCGGUUCUGCCAUUCUCCUAAAGGAUCUCCUUAAACGGUCUGAGCUAGAGACAAGAGACUGGGAAGAUGCAGGAGAUCCUUCACCAGAGUCUGCUCUGAAUGAGUUAGGGGUUUUCUGCUUGGCCCCAUGUGAUGUGUUAAUUCUUCUCAACCUCAAAGCUUCGCUGCCAGGAAUAUAACGAUGCCGGUUUGGCGGUUUUCCAGUGUUGUGCAGUGUGGAUCUGAUUUUUCAUUAUAUGUAAUUAUAUCCUGGCUCCCUUGUAACAAAUCCAAAGUAUUGUUACUUACAAAAUGAUGAGUUUAAUAAAUGUGGGUUCCUCAAA
Girardinichthys multiradiatus is the source of this 2545-nucleotide messenger RNA. It is a transcript of the gene rint1, whose product is annotated as RAD50 interactor 1. The record is from RefSeq and is a predicted model, not a curated record. The transcript is spliced from 15 exons. Gene Ontology annotation, cellular component: Dsl1/NZR complex. The coding region runs from base 26 to 2401 and encodes 791 amino acids. Gene Ontology annotation, biological process: regulation of ER to Golgi vesicle-mediated transport; endoplasmic reticulum to Golgi vesicle-mediated transport; retrograde vesicle-mediated transport, Golgi to endoplasmic reticulum. Lineage: Eukaryota; Metazoa; Chordata; Actinopteri; Cyprinodontiformes; Goodeidae.